ACGCCGGCGGCACUCUGAGCGCCAUGUCAAGCCAAGGAGGAAAGAAAAAGACAACCAAGACGUCCCGGUCCACCAAGGCCGGCGUCAUCUUCCCUGUGGGGCGCAUGCUGCGCUACUUCAAGAGGGGGCUGCCGAAAUAUCUCAUCGGCGUGGGAGCGCCGGUCUACCUGGCCGCCGUCCUCGAGUACCUGACCGCUGAGAUCUUGGAGCUGGCUGGCAAUGCAGCGAGAGACAGCAAAAAGGGCCGAGUGACGCCGCGGCACAUCCUGCUGGCCAUCGCCAACGACGAGGACCUCAACCAGUUGCUGAAAGGCGUGACCAUCGCAGCAGGCGGCGUUUUGCCCAACAUCCACCCAGAGCUGCUGGCUAAGAAGCGAGGCGCCAGGGGGAAGCUGGAGACGCUGGUGUCGCCGGCGCCGGAGAAGAAACCCAAGAAGGUGAAGAAGACUGCAGUGAAGAAACUGGGUGGGAAAAAGGCUGGAGGGAAAACCAAGGUGAGCCUGAAGCCGGCUGGGUUUUCAGCCGCUGCGUCCCGUUGGCCGCAGGACUGUGGAACAGAAACGCACCGAUUUCUGAAAGCUCCGAUUUCUGGAUAAGAAGUUUUUGCGUUGGCCUGAGAUAGUUUUUAUUUUUUGGUUGAAUCGAUGUUGGUGUAUUUAGCAAAACUGCAACAGAUACACUUUUAUCGCAUCAUGAGUCACAUGAUCAACAGG
Xiphophorus hellerii (green swordtail) is the source of this 713-nucleotide messenger RNA. Its product is annotated as core histone macro-H2A.1-like. The transcript has 3 exons. The record is from RefSeq and is a predicted model, not a curated record. Gene Ontology annotation, molecular function: structural constituent of chromatin; DNA binding; protein heterodimerization activity. Bases 24 to 596 code for a protein of 190 amino acids. Gene Ontology annotation, cellular component: nucleosome. Lineage: Eukaryota; Metazoa; Chordata; Actinopteri; Cyprinodontiformes; Poeciliidae.